UACCAAUAUAAUAACUACAAAAUUCCCGAUUUCUGCGGCUAAGGUUAGCCCAUACAUCUCAAAUGUCCUCAGCUCCCUCACUUCCCAUUUCCUAAAAACUCCACUGUCCACUCUGCAAAAAUUUCCCCCAAUUCCAGCAAUGUCGCUCGCCUUAUUCUCAUCGCCACCGUCGACCCACCUCCCAUCCCUUUCCCCAUCUCAUUCUACUGCUAAAUACCAAUUGUUCUACAAGCCUCUUCCCUCUAUAAGACAGAAAAGGCCGGCUCUUCUUGGGGGUUUCACCUGUUCUGCUGAGGAUGCUUCUUCUGGGGCUGCAGCUGCAAUUGUAGAGGAAGAUAAGGCUGAUUCUGUUGCCGUUGCUGAUGAGAAGAAGGAGGAAGUAAAGGAGCAAUCUUUGGGUUCUAAUGGGUCUGUGAAGGCUGCUGCUGCUGCUGGGGCGGCUCCGGCGCCGGAGGUGGAAACGGUGGCUGCUUUUCAGAAUCCCAGAUGGGUUGGUGGGACUUGGGACUUAAACCAGUUUCAGAAAGGCGGUCAAACCGAUUGGGAUGCUGUUAUUGAUGCUGAGGCAAAGAGAAGAAAAUGGCUGGAACUAAACCCAGAAUCAUCAAGCAACGAAAACCCUGUUGUUUUUGACACCUCCAUUAUUCCAUGGUGGGCAUGGAUUAAGCGGUAUCAUCUUCCCGAAGCUGAACUGCUUAAUGGUCGUGCAGCAAUGAUAGGUUUCUUUAUGGCUUACUUUGUGGACAGUUUGACAGGGGUAGGUCUUGUAGACCAAAUGAGCAACUUCUUUUGCAAAACCUUAUUAUUUGUAGCUGUAGUUGGAGUUCUUGUAAUCCGAAAGAACGAGGAUAUAGAAACAGUUAAAAAAUUACUGGAAGAGUCGACAUUCUAUGACAAGCAGUGGCAGGCAACUUGGCAGGAUGAGACCUCCAGCAGUGCUGGUAAAGACUCCUAGUGAAAUGAAGACCUUACGAUAGUAUAUUAGGCCUACUUUACUCCGGCAUUUUCUGUUUUCUAUCUGAUCUGGAGAGUGAUGAAAAUUGUAAUCUCCGUUUUGUUUUAGGUAUAUAUUGUAGUAUCUUAUCUGUUUUUUUUCCGCCAACUUAAGAAUUUGGAACCCAGAAAUGACAAUCUUAAUUAUUACAUGCUAAUGUUUUUCACUUUUCAGCAUUUAGAUUUGACGAUCUUGUAGUGAUUGGUUCCAGUACUAAUGCAGUAUCUGGUAAGUAGGACAAAGAUGAUAGUAUGAAAAUCCGUACUAAGUACCAAGAUUUGUAUUGUGUAUUGACGUUAGAAUGUGGAAAUAUAUCCCAAGGGGGCAUAUAUGUGGAAACUGUAAAUUCCUUGAUUAAAUCAAACUAUUACAUGGAAGCUGUAAACUGAAAAG
Messenger RNA from Oldenlandia corymbosa var. corymbosa, 1387 nucleotides. NCBI's taxonomy places the organism in Eukaryota, Viridiplantae, Streptophyta, Magnoliopsida, Gentianales, Rubiaceae. The record is from the annotation of a GenBank genome assembly.